GACCGUGUGUAGUCCUUCCCGAUCCAGUAGGUGGCAGGAAAGGCGCCUCCGUCCCGGUUCAUUGCGCAGUUCAGUCUGAUGAAGAAGAAGAAGAAGAGAAUCUAGGCGUCCCCCUCCUGCGUGCUGCUAGUUAACACGACUGCUAUCUACCCACCACUGAACACUAAAACACCAGUCAUGGCUGCCGAGCCCAACUAUCGUCGGACAAAACCGGGUGUUAGAUCAACUCAACAAUCAGCUUCAAAUGGAGCUGCUGGACCUACAUCACAGAUUCCAGGUUUGUCUCAGACUGCUGACAUCACUCCUGAAGAAAGAACUAAAGGACGCCGUGUAGGAAUUCAGGCCUCUGACUCGGAUUAUGUUAAACUUGCAAAACAAGGAGGACAGAAGGGUUUGCUGCGGCAUGAUGAUCCUGUGGAAGCAAAACCUAAUACCUACAAACCCUCUAACUGGUUCUCUGGCUCACCUGAUGAUGAGGAGGAGAGCAGAAGUAAAGCAACUACCCCUGAUGGAAUCAGCAAGAGUGAGUCUAAAGGGGCCUUACAGCAACUGGAGCCCCCAUUUGGAACUGAUAACUGUUCAGCCUGGGACAGGGAUUCUGAUAAAGACAAGAAUGCCAGCCAUGCCACAUCAGAGAUGCAGAAACUCUCCCUGAGCCAAAAAGAUAUUGACGAGGCCAACAAGUUCAAAAAGACUUCCCAUGAUAAGAAGAAGGCAGCUCCAGUUAGCAUGUCCAAACUUCUAAGCUUUGGCUAUGCCCAGGAUGAGAAUAAAUCUCCCAAUGAUGAUGAUGCUUCAAGCAUUACCUCUGAGCAGACAAGCACCAUUGCACCAGAGGAUGAAUUGGAAUAAAAGACGAUGCCCCCCAAAACCCUUCUUCAUGAAUUGUUGUUCUCUUGUAUCCAAUAGCUCCUCUGCAUCAACCAUUCACUCUGCUUUACGCAAAAACACUUUUUUUCUUAAUUGACUAGUUUGUGUCAGGCUCACAUAUUUAUGGUGCUUGUGAUCAGGAUAACUGUAACCCUAGAAGGAAGGAAGUCGUUAAAUGAAAACUACAGUUUAUGUGCACCACAAAAUACAUCUUAAGAUGCAUUGAGCAUUGAUGCCAAGGUAGAGCUGAUUUCAUGAUAUUCAGUUUCCACUUACACAUUAGUGCUCAUGGCACAAUAAUGUGCCAAAACCUUAGGAACACUAAAGAUAACACACAUGUAGGCAGAUAGGAUGUACGUACUGUAUGCCACGUUAAACAGCUCUUUCUCAACUCACAGUGUCAGUGAAUAUGACAAGUGUAAGCUGCAAACUCUUAUUAUACACUUCAGCAAAUCUCUGAUUUGAACACUAUAACACGGUAUCCUUAUGGUCCAGUAGUUAACUAGUUGAGUGCAUGGUGAGCACACAAGAAGACCACCUUACAAUGAAUGAUUACAUGAAGUAAGGAGAUGCUCUUGGGAGGGAUUUGAGAACCGGAAGAGGGUUUAAGGAGUACGUGAUUGUGAAUGUCUGUUGUUGUUAGAAUUAAUGUGAUGGUAAAUAAUAAUCUCAGUUGUUUUGGUGUUAAAUGCUGUAUAAUUUAUGUUUAUUCCUUCUAAAACGAUGUUUACACUUGCUGUCAGUUCAUGUCUAUAAAUGAUAACUGAAUAAAUUUGCAUGUGCAUGAAAA
Messenger RNA from Megalobrama amblycephala (Wuchang bream), 1660 nucleotides. RefSeq names its product linkage group 8 C7orf57 homolog (gene lg8h7orf57). The transcript is spliced from 8 exons. Lineage: Eukaryota; Metazoa; Chordata; Actinopteri; Cypriniformes; Xenocyprididae. The coding region runs from base 178 to 852 and encodes 224 amino acids. The record is from RefSeq and is a predicted model, not a curated record.